AGAUCAGUGCCUACCCUAGCGGUCGUCUGUCUGCACUGUCUGUGUCUGCAUUGACUUUGCGGCAAAACCGUUUUCCACAUCUUUUAAGCUCAAUGUCGGGUUAAAGGUUAUAUUAUGACGGUUGAUGAGCUAGUCAGUUCAUCGGGAACAAUUUGUGUUUGCCUUACCGCUUUAAAGUCAUUAGUUUCUUAACUCCUGACAUGUUCUUUGCAUGUUACCUUGCAUAUUUGGUCACAUUGAGUAUCCUCCCCGGCUUCUCGAGAUCUUCACGAAGUACUAGCAAUGUGUCUCUUUGCAAGGAGUGGGGUCAGUGUGCCCAGCUCUGCAAUGCCAAUAGACAGAACAGAUCUCUUGUGGACUGUGGCUGUGUCGAAGGAUUUCGCCUUGACUACAACGGGGUAUCAUGUGUUCCAUUGGAUUCCCUCGUCGUCUUCCCUCCUGAUAACUACUAAUGUUGGAAUUCAACAGGCAUCUCUUGGUGCCGAGAACACUAGCCAGUUUUUGUAUCAGAGUCAGACCCUAGCAGUUGCUGUUGAUUUUCUGUUGAACGGUCCCAAUACCACAAUCUUUUGGAGCGACAUACAAACUGAUCGAAUCAGUGCGGGAGAAAUUGUCCAAGGACGUCUGGAGAAUGUCCGUACCCUAGUCUCCGGAGGCUUUGACUGUGUGGAGGGUCUGGCUGUGGACUGGAUUGCAUGUAAUCUCUACUGGGUGGAGAGCAAGCACCAAGAAAUCGAGGUCUCGAGGUGUGACGGUUCUUUGCGGGCGUCUGUGGUUGGGGACGUCCGCCGCCCUAGGGGCUUAGCGCUGGAUCCACGGGUGGGCCUUCUCUUCUGGACGGACUGGGAAGAUGAUAAUCCACGAAUAGAGCGGAGUCUCCUGGACGGAAGUGCCAGACAAGUGAUUGUGGAUGUGCAACAGUACAGCAACAUGCCCAAAUCUCUACCAAAUGGAAUCACACUUGACUACGCAGUGCACAGGGUAUACUGGAUUGAUGCAAGGGCGGGUUCGAUUCACACUGUCAAGUAUGAUGGCUCAGACCAUAAAAAGAUCCUCCAUUUGUCUACAUUCUCCAAGCCGUUCUCGAUGGAUGUCUUUGGCGACUAUUUCUACUGGACGGACAUCACCUACUCUAGCAUUUAUAAGGCUCACAGAUUUUCAGUGAAUGCAUCUCAGCAGGUGGUGGUUCACUCCCCAAAUAAGCUCUAUCAGGCAGCCAUUGUGCACCCUUCGCGGCAUCCGACAUCCAAUGCACAAAACUACUGCGCACACAAAAAUGGCAUGUGCAGCCACUUGUGUGUGUCGGGAAAUGCUCGACCUUUGUGCUUGUGCCCGUAUGGCCUGCAGCUAGGGCGCAACAAACAAACAUGCGAAAGACAUGGUCCACUGCUGAUCUAUGUAAUGAAGACUACCCACACUGCCUAUUUUUCACUUCCAAGAAAUCCUGCUCAGUGGGUUUAUCCCCCUCUAAAGUUAAACGCAUCCUCGUUUGGUAUGACAUAUGAUGCUGUGAAUAUGGCCCUGUAUUGGAUUGAAGGACGAGCAAUUAAGAGGCAUUUACUCAAAAGUGGUGUGACUGAGACAUUUGCUGAAUUCGGAUCCCGAGUGAAAUUGACUGCACUCUCACUUGACUGUCUGUCCGGAAAUCUGUACAUUGGAAAUUCGAUGCAAUUAAACAGCGACAUUCGAAGCCAGAUUUCGGUGUGUUCAACGGGCAGGCGUUACUGCAGCAACCUCAUUUGGGAUGCCGUGAGGCAUGUGGCUGGCUUGACAGUGGACCCUACCAACAGGCUUGUCUUCUGGUUGGAACGAGAUCGGGCAACUGUGGAACAUGAUUUUAUUACGAUUAAAGUUGCCAACUUGAAUGGCUCAGACCCUUUUACACUGCACACAUGGACAGUCUUGAAGAAUGCUGUUGCCAAAGGGCUGAAUGCAAAUCCAAGCAGAAAAGAAGUGUGCUGGAUUGAAACAAGCAGUGGCAACAUUAUGUGUGCGGGCUAUGGCACAACAAGGACAUUUUCGCAGUUUAAUUUGUCUGGGGAAGUGCUUGGAGAAGUUGAGCUUACAUCGUAUGGGCAAGAAAUGAUCUACAGUGUUGGAAAUGGCCACAUGUAUACCGCAUCAUACGAUUCUGGAGACGCCAAAUUUCUGUGGAAUGCGUCUGAGCCAAUCAGUUACCUGAAGCAUAGCGGUGUGUACAGCAUAGUUGAUCUUGCAGAAAGCCACCCCUGCUCUCAUCUGCCUGAGCCCUGCCAUGGAAUCUGCCUUCCUCAAGAUAGCAAGCACGUCUGCCUUCCUGUGGGUGGUUCGGAUACUCUGCUGGUGUUCUUACAGAACCAUCGUCCAGUAGUGUACCCUGUAGGGUCAGACCCGACGGCCCCACCACUGCUCUUGCAAGCAGGGUUUAGUGACAUGGCUCUAGAUGCGAUUCAUGUACUCGCAACGGAAGAGUCUGUGGUCUUUGCGAGCCGCGAACACAUCUUCUUGGCACGCAUUGAUGGCUACAAUGUGACACCCAUCGUCACAGUAACUGGUGCAAGGGUGACUGCUCUGGCUGCUGACGUCACUUCCGGUCUUUUGUAUCGAGCAGUUUACAGUGCUGCAGGUGCAAAGAUAGAGGUUUCCAGCUUUAAUGGCUCUGGGAACACUGUUCUGGUUGAUACAAACCUCCACAAAGUCGUCACUCUUGCAGUUCAUCCAUUCCGGAGGCUUUUGUUUUGGAGCAGUGCAGGCGAGUGGCCCUGCAUCGAGCGCUACAGCUUGGAGGAUGGGGAGCGACGCAUCAUUGUGCGAGAUGAGCUGUUCCAAGUGUCGGACCUGUCGGUGGACCUCGAGCGAGACUUGGUGUACUGGUGUGACCUGGGCACAGCUCGGAUUGAGAGGGCGCGCCUCGAUGGCUCGCGCCGCACCAGCAUUGUGCUUAACAAGGGCACCAACAGGCACUAUUCGCCGGUGUCUGUGGCAGUCUUCCAGUCUGUCCUCUUUUGGAUUGACAGUACAUACUCCGGUGGAUCCCUGGUGAUGUUGGUCAAGAACAGGCAACCACAAAUUUCAACUUGGAGUCGCUACCUUGGUCCUAAUGUGUCGCACUUGCAGCUCUACGACAAACGGAUGUUUCUAUAUUAUAAUGAAACAAAUGAUACCCUUGGGAGCAACAUCAACCCCAUUGUUUCCUGUCGUGGAUUUUGCUUUAAUGGAGGAACUUGUUUGGCAAGUGAUGAUGGCCUCGGUGGACCUACCUGCCAAUGUACAACUAAUUUCACCGGACCACGGUGCCAGUUCUAUGCAACUUAUUUCUAUAAUCCUGCCUCAGCCGAUGAUGAAGCGAUGGACAUGAAGAUCAUCGUGAUUCCAGUGGUAGUGGUUGUGUCGGUGUUCUUGCUCAUGCUUGUGGCAGCUUGGGUGAAAAGGAGACGUGCCUGGCAAUCGAGCGCGGUCUCCCUUUCCUCUGAAGAGGCCAACCCAGCAUUGGCAGCACCCAUGAUUGACUGCCAGUAUGAGACCUCCUUCUCGGAUAAUGUGUUGUUGAUGGGGACUAAUCUUGCAUACGAAGAAACGGAAGCUCCUCCGAAGAAUGCCUUGCCCACUGGUUACUUUCAACGGCCAAGUAAGAAGAUCCUCAAAGAGGUUGCUUUUGAGAGGUGCAUCCUCACCUGAAGCCAUUGUUGUUGGAGAGGACGUGCCAGACAUUGGCAACCUCCAGGGCAGCUUUUGAUUCACCUCACAUUGUGCCACUGGCCUCGUCAGUUAGCCACUUGGCCUUUUGACUUUUAUGUACUUGUUCCUCAGUUGUUCUCUCAGUUUUUGUAUGUGUUCAUAUGUGGACCGGGAUCUCCGAGACAGGAAGACCACUUAAAGUUUCCAAGUUUUAGAAUUAUUUUUGCCAAGACGGCUAUCUUGUCUUAUUUUGUGUUCCCUGCAAUGGUGCUGCUUAUCUUUUUAACUUCAUUGCAUUAGUUGAGGCGAGAUGCAUUUGAAUGCUUUUCUGUGUUUCUCAACAGUCGCACAAGUUUCGCUGUUGAAUUUACUGUUGUGUUGCGGUUGCUGCUUUAAGCGAAAAGGCAUUUUCAGUUGCUGCCCAGUGCUUCUGGUUAGCUAAAGAAUAGAAAGGGAACUGAAGAAAUGGACAUAACAUCUCUGUUAUGGCAUCAUGCACUCAGGAAGAAUCGUCAGCUAGUUGAACAAAGCAUUUGUAAUCUACAAUUCGAGCAAUAGAAUGCCAAUUCUGAACCAAAGUGACCAGAUUUGCUCAAUGGUAACUUCUGUAAUCUCACUUCCACAACACAGAUCUGGCCCAAAAGCUGUUCACAUAGGAAACCACAAUGUAUAAUCUGUUUAAUCAAAGAAUUGUGCAAUUUAGUGGUAACAUAACAGCUCAUUUAGGAAUAUGUGAGGGUAAGUGAGAGUUGUCUGAUAAAAUUUGGCUACUAUUGUUUCAUGGUUGGUUUUGAGAUUCAGGCAUUAACUUCAGCUGGUCAGGUACGCGACUCAACUCCCUUGCACAGGCAUUUGAAAAAAAAAAAAGUUUUAUGCUUGUCAUUUUACCUGUUUUAUGGUAUAUUAUUUCUAGACCAGCAUGUGAUUCUAAAGAUCUCAGUAACAUGUACAAGAGGACUGAAGUAGAUUGGAAAUUUAUAAGAGUUUCUGUAUCAGCUUCAGAGGUUUUGUUUGGUAUCAGUGUACAGAACCAAAAGUGUCAUGUUGCAAGUCUUUAGUGCAGUUGCCAAACUGAGGUAAACGCAAUUUUCAAGUUUUCACAGCCUGGCUAACGGCAGUGGAUAUUGUGCUACAUUUCAAAGUGAUGUACCAUAUACUGUAGCCAGAAUUUUAUGUUUACAAUUCAGCAAGUCGGGUGAAUUUUGUUGUUUCUUUUGUACAAGCUCUAACAGAUGCGAGCACUCAUUCCAAGAAAGAAUAGUGGAUUUUGUGCAUCUGUUAGGCCUUGGUGUCACGCAUUUUUUUAGCUUUUAAGCAAAUUUCUAUUGUGUUCUUUUGGUACCUUAUUUUUCCCUCCUAUCAUAUUUGGACACCAUUUAGACACCUGUAGUUUCUCCCUGAAACAACACUGUUUUGGUACUUAGAACCCACAGUUAUUUAGUAGAAUGGUCAGCUGUCUUAAAUGAAUGUUAUGUUUGUUGAAAUUAUUUCCAUAGAAAUAUAUACACUUGGAAAACAA
This is a messenger RNA of Ixodes scapularis (black-legged tick), 5176 nucleotides long. RefSeq names its product low-density lipoprotein receptor-related protein 1B. The transcript is spliced from 21 exons. NCBI's taxonomy places the organism in Eukaryota, Metazoa, Arthropoda, Arachnida, Ixodida, Ixodidae. The record is from RefSeq and is a predicted model, not a curated record. Bases 283 to 3657 code for a protein of 1124 amino acids.